AUGAAAAAUCGCAAGUUACUUCCUGAAGAAAGUUUGUUGAGGUAUCUGUGUAGCUUUUCAAUCAAGCCCGUUGAGUCUGAGUACUUUGUUGAAAAGAACUCUGAAACUAAAAUAGGAGUUGAACUUUUGGCCUCAUGUGAGAAUCAUGGUUUGAUGAAGUUUUUGAGUUUGAAAAAGGAUUAUGAUCCUGAGUUAGUUAAAGCAUUUUAUUGCAACUUGAAGACUAUUGAUGAUGGAUUAAAAUGUCACCUUAAUGAUAAGCUGAUUAAACUUUAUGUCAAUUCACAUUUUGUUAUACCUGCUGGAGAUGAUGAAGUUGACACCUCAAAUUCUCUAAAAUUCAAAAGCUUGAUUUUGUGUCAAUGA
Molecule: messenger RNA, 366 nt
Organism: Vicia faba (fava bean)
Lineage: Eukaryota; Viridiplantae; Streptophyta; Magnoliopsida; Fabales; Fabaceae
Source: the annotation of a GenBank genome assembly